This is a messenger RNA of Musca domestica (house fly), 5330 nucleotides long. Its product is annotated as blastoderm-specific protein 25D-like. NCBI's taxonomy places the organism in Eukaryota, Metazoa, Arthropoda, Insecta, Diptera, Muscidae. The record is from RefSeq and is a predicted model, not a curated record. Gene Ontology annotation, cellular component: centrosome. Gene Ontology annotation, biological process: microtubule anchoring at centrosome.
CGCACGAAGAAAAUUUAAUUAUAAUAUCUAGUUUUUUAUUCUUUAACUAAUUAAAAUCGUUCGCAAGUUAAAACGGUGGUGCUAUCAACUCCAUUUUCUAAGUGUAAUAGUAAAUGCUAAUCAAAUAAGAAAAGAAAACGUGAAAAGUAUUGCGAAUUGAAAAAAUAUCGAGUUUUUUAUGUGGUGGUGGUCGUCUUUUUGUCUCCAAAUACCAAACAAUCAAACAAAUCGUAGUCGUUGCAUGUGGGGGUCUUGCAAACUCAACCGGGAGCAGAGCAUUGGGGAGAAACAUUGUCGACAGUGACAGCAUAAGGCUGAGUUCUGAUUUCCAGCUAAUAAGAAAGAAACAAAAAGAAAGCAAAGACGAACAAACAUGGAAUUUUCUCAAGACCCCUAUGAACUGAAAUUGUUCCAAAUGUUUAACAGUUGUGAUAGCCAACAAUGUGGCUAUCUGGAUGAACAGUCCUUAAGGAGGCUUUGUGGCCUCCUAGAACUAAGAGACAAAGAGGUGCUAAUUGACAAUUUGGCAGCCGAGGGACGCACCUCACACGUUACAUUUGAGAAUUUUAAAGAAGCAUUGCUAAACUUCUGGGCACAGAGCUGGAUGGUGCGAUCGUUAGUUAUAUCUGAAAACCCACAACACAACGAUCAGGAAGAAACUUUUAUGGAUAGCCCGCCAGAGUCUUCAGAUCGCGAAGUUUCUCCAAAACUGGUGAUGGGUACUAAGAAAUAUGGACGUCGAUCUAGGCCACAUAAUUCAAAAACUGGAGAUGCCAGUGCUUCGGACUCAGAAGAUUCCACAGAAGAAAAAGACUCCAGCUCACAUCGUGGCUGUAUAACACAGCAAGUCCAGAGAUCUACUUCACAAACCGAUAUACCUGGUACUAGACGACGUCAGACCGUUGGCGUUACUGAAACCAAACUAAAACGUUGUGCUUCGUUGCCGGCGCAAAGGAAUCUAUUCAACCAGAAUAAGACGAAAUUCCAAAACAAAGCAAAAAUUGGUAACGAUUCUUUAAUACAGCUAGCAAAGAAACCACUUAGCAGUAGCGUUGAAUCUCUUGAUACUCCUGGUUUAAUGGAAACACUACCAGUAAAUACCAUAUUGGAUUUAUGGGAACGUUCCAAUAUUCCCAACGGCCGUGGAAUUUUGUUGGCCUUGGGCUUUGACAGUGAUGAUCAAUUGGCCCAAUUGAAUAAAGUGAUGGAAGAAGAAAUACCAAAUUUGGACGAAGAACCUCAGCAGGCAUUGAUGAAGGCCUGUUUGGCCUUGCAGUCGGUGGAGUUGACGAACUUAAGACAAACUUCCAAGCAACUGCAUGAUGAGAAUUCCAAACUCAGGUCAGACAAUAAAGAUGCAAACCGGCGUAUUGCUUUAUUGGCGGUAGAAAUUGAUGAGAGGCAUGCCUCUCUUGAAGAUGCUACCAAAAAAGAAAUACGUCUAUUGGAACAAAAACAUGCCGGUGUUGUUAGAGACCUUACUGCGCGAUUGGCUAGUGACCGAGAAAACUGGUGUAAUCUGAAUUCACGUUUGGAGGCUCGCAUAAAAUCAUUCGAACAAGAUGAAAUUAGAUUUAAAACCGAAUUGGAAUUAGUUCGCAAAGAAAAUGAAGAUUUGGAAUCUGAACAGCAUAAAAUGCAAAAACAAAUCACCGAAUUGUUGGAGAAAAAUAUCGAACUACAACGUGAACUAACCGAUAUGGACGAAAAGAAACAUGCAGGCCAGUAUCGUGAGUCACAUGACAAGAGUAUGGCAGAUGAGGAAGUUUUAACUUUGGUAGACAAAAUCUCAAAACUACAGUUAGAGAACUGUAAUUUACGCGAUAAAAAUGAUGAACUUAUGGCCGAAGUUGAGUCUUUGCAUCAUGAGUUGAAUAAAAUGAAAAUUAAAAGCAAAAAAUCACUGGCAUCACCAGAAGAAGCUACCGUAUCUAACCAAGAAGAAAGCGACUCUAAUUCCGGAAACACAGCUACCAAACGUCGUGGCGAUUCGCCUACAAAAACUAGGCUAAUCGAGGAAAGUCCUCGUUUGGGUAAAUUAAGAAAAUGUGCGAAUGAUGAAACUCACACCGGUAGUGAAAACAGUGAUACCAGUGGCGAAUGGAUGGCAUUAAAUUCUGAAUUGCAGAAUUCACAACAAACCAAAACGUUGAAAAAGGCCCACGAAGAAAUAGAAAGUCUGCGUAAACGCAUUAGAGAUUUAGAGGACGAACUUAAGAUGGCUAAAGAAUUAGCAACACAGAAGGCUAGUGGAGAUGGCACAGAGUCAUCGUCACCCACACCAGAAGAACGCUGUCGUGAGUUGGAGGCUAGCUUAGAACAGAUGCAGAAAGCCUACGAAGACUGCGAAGACUACUGGCAAGCCAAAUUGACAGAAGAAAGAGCCCUCUUCGAAAAGGAGCGACAAAUCUACGAAGAAGAACAACAGGAAAGUGAUAAAAAAUUCACUGAGCUAAUGGAAAAGGUCCGUGAAUAUGAGGAACAAUUCAGUAAGGACGGCCGUCUUUCUCCAAUCGAAGAAAAAGACAUGCUCGAACAACAAUAUGCCGAUUUGGAAGCCGAGGCCGAAGAAAUCCGUGAAAAUGCGCAAAUGUUUGAAGAAAAAUCUCAAGAAAUUGAAAUGUUACAAAACGAAAUUGAAGAUCUCCGUUUGCGUUUGGGUGAAAGUGUGGAGAUUUUGACUGGGGCGUAUGAACUGAAACCAGAGAAUGCCGCCAGUAAUGCCAUGAAUUUGGCUGAAUCUUGCAGCCCCGCCAGCUCCCCUAUCAGUUAUCUGUGGCACCAAAGCACCAUACAGGAACCCUCGAAAAAUUGUCAACAAUCCGUGGAAAACAAUUUACCCACCCUAAUGCCUGUGGCGCCUUUGAGCAAUAAUGCAGUACGUUUGAAUUUAACAACUUCGGAAACUACAAUUUUCAGCACACCGCCGCAGACAUCACUGCAGUCACCGAUAGAAAAGCCCAGUCAGUCACAAUCGCAUAAUACUUCGACCUCCGAAGCGGGAGAUGUGGCCGAUUGUGAAACCUCCUCGACAGCAUCAGGCAAAAGUUUCGAAACGCACAGUAUACAUUCGAAUCACAGCCUUCAGCAGCGUAAUACGCAAUUGGCCACCAAAUCAAAUGCCAGCACAAAGAAUAGUUCAACUAGUCCAACACCAAGUGUAAUGAAAGAAGAACUAAAACGUUUGAAAUUCUUUGAGCUUUCUUUGAAGGAACAGAUUAAGGACUUGUCAUUGCAGAGAGAUGGUUUAAUUAUGGAACUUCAACAACUGCAAGAAGCUAAGCCAGUGUUAGAGAAGGCAUAUGCGAGAACGGCCCAUCCGUCUUUAAUACAAAGAGUAAAUCAAUUGGAAUUGAAAAAUCGUCAUUUACAAAAUGUUAUCAAACAGCAACAGCAGUACACAGACUCUAUAAUGCAACAAUCCUGGCGCAAUCAUCAAAUAGAAUUAAAUGAACUGCAUGAACGUCUUGAAACUCAAGGUAGAUUGAUUGUUGACCAGGUACAGCGUUUGCAAAAGGCCGAUUUUCUCGUCAAAGAUUUGUAUGUGGAAAAUUCCCAUUUAACAGCAUCUGUACAGAGAUUAGAACAACAAAGGGUGCGGGCCAGUAUGCUGCAGCAACAGCCUCAACAAAGACAAAAUUGUUCAGUACUACCAGGAAUGCCUUAAAUUGUUAAGACCUGAUUAAAAAACAGAUAGAUAUUUGAAGUUAAAGGUAAGAACUCGGCAACAAAUAUCGAAAUAUAAAAUGGAAAUAUUCGGAAGGUUGCGAUUCUCAUUUGGAAACCUGUUAUUGCAACUCUGUAUUGAGCACCCUUGUUUAGUUAUAAGUGUGUGUGCUUUACAAUUAUAUUCAAGAAGCACUCAGCCACGCAGAACAAUCUAAGACUUUUUAAAUUAUGCCAUCAAUCAGAACCAAAAUUAUUCCAAUUAUUUAUUACCACAACAAAUGUAACUCGAAAUGGAUGGUCAUCAAUCUGCAAUUGUACUCAAAACGCCUUCCAAUAGACUACAACUCUAUACAAAACUACCAAACACUACAACUUUAGUUAAUUUUAAAAAUAUUUAUUUUCGGUUACAACGAAAUAGAGAAAAAGACAUCUAAUAUGUUCAAUGCCAGAAACAAAGGAAAUCUCUUAGAAAUCCCAAAACAAAAAAUUGAAAAGUAACUCUAUGUUAAAAAUGCGCACAGGAUGAAUGCAAACAAACUAUCAAAUCUACUACUAAAUUACAUUUGCGCAAUUUCUGUUUUAGAUUAAUUCCAUGGUAAUACGAUAUAUAUUCGUACAUAGUUAAAUUAGUAAAUUAAGCCUGCAUAAUAUUUGAAUGUAUUUUUGUUUCUUUGAGAAAUUCUUUAUCUGAACAAUUUACUACUUUUUUGCUCAUUUGUUAUUUUUUAUAAUAUUUAUUUAAACAGUACAUCACUUUGUGUAUAUCCCAUAGAAAAUAUUUAAUAUCAUCAACUUUAAAAAAUUAAUACUCAAUAUUAUUUUAUAUAAGCUUGUAUGAAGUAUAAGGUACCCUCAGAAAGUUGUUACAAAUGGAGUUGUUAUGAUUAUGUGGUCAUCAAGGACUCUUGUUUUCUGUACAUCCCGAAUAUAAAACGGAUGUAUGUUCCAAUUGCUUUCAGUUUCAUUCUCUUUACGUCGAGUACAAUUUGUUUAUUUAAUAAAUUAUUCAAAUUUCGCAACAACCUUUAUUUUAGAGGGUGUUUUAUAUUAUACACAAGCUGCAAUCCGAAUGCUAACAUUAAAUUUUCCUUUAAAAAAGAUGGUCAAAGAUGCACACAAUUAAGAAUUACAGAAUCCACUUUUAUUCUACAGUAUUAAACCGAUGAUAUUAAAAUUCCACCCUAUUCUCUUAUUGUUUCCAAGAAGAAAACUUCUAAAAUAUCUUAUCUUAUCCUAACUUGAGUUUAAAUUUUUAUGCAUUGUUAUGGCAAUUAUGAAGAGUUUUCAAAACUCUUAAAACGUUUUAAAGCUCUCCUAGUUAAAGACAAAAAUAGAAUAUUGUUUUUAUCAAUAUUCAAGUAAUUGGUGAUUGUUUACAUACAUAUAUUCCUUUUUCAUAUUUUGAUUGAAAUUUUAACUCAUUAGAUCUGUACAUAUCCUAAUCAUAACAAAAAAGUAUUAAUAAUUUUAUUAUGUUGUAAAUGUUUGCUCUACCCCUUAACUUUCUUCUUCAUUACGAAAUUGUAAGUAAUAACUAAAUUAUUUUUGUUUUUAAUUUAAUUUCUUAUUGAAUAUCCAAUUUUGUAAAAUGUUUGCUUUUAAGUUUAUCAUUUUAUUGUUACACAAUAAAGAUAAGGAGACAAAUUUUAAAAUUUACUAAA